Messenger RNA from Trametes versicolor FP-101664 SS1, 1674 nucleotides. Its product is annotated as general amidase. The record is from RefSeq and is a predicted model, not a curated record. Bases 1 to 1674 code for a protein of 557 amino acids. The transcript has 9 exons. NCBI's taxonomy places the organism in Eukaryota, Fungi, Basidiomycota, Agaricomycetes, Polyporales, Polyporaceae.
AUGCCUGAGCAAAAUUGGGAACAACUUGUCGCAGACAAGCGACGCCGCCAGCAGGAGACUAUACCGAAGGACUGGAUUAUCUCGCCGCUGUCCGCCAAUGUCUUGGACGUCAGAAAGUUCCCAGACAGUUGUGGCUUGCUGACGGACCGCGAGGUCGAGAUUACCAACACGGUCGACGUUCAGCAACUGCUGGACAAACUCGCGACUGCACAAUGGUCUGCUGCCGAGGUUACGACUGCGUUCUACAAGAGAGCCGUUGUUGCGCAUCAGUUGGUCAAUUGCCUCACAGAGAUUUUCGUCGACCGUGCCCUCGCUCGCGCUGCAGAGCUAGACGAACAUUUGAAGAGCACCGGCAAGGUGGUUGGACCUCUACAUGGCCUCCCCAUUUCGCUUAAGGACCAGGUACGGGUCAAGGGCCAAGAGGCGGUCAUGGGUUAUGCCUCUUGGGUUGGAAAGUACUCUGACCAGGAUGCGGUCAUGACCGAGAUACUAUACGACUGCGGGGCGGUCCCGUUCGUUAUGACAAACGUUCCGCAGACCCUCAUGUGGUCUGAGACGUAUAAUCUCGUCUUCGGCCGGACGCUCAAUCCCGCCAACCGCACGCUCACUAGCGGCGGCUCCUCCGGCGGAGAAGGCGCACUCGUCGGCAUGAGGGGCAGCCCUCUAGGAAUAGGCUCCGACAUCGGCGGAUCCGUGCGCUACCCAAGCGCCUUCAACGGCCUAUACGGCCUGCGCCCCUCGUACGGCCGCCUGCCCUACAGCGGCGCGCUCAACAGCAUGGAGGGACAGGACUCCCAGCCCUCCUCGCUCGGGCCCAUCUCCGGAAGCAUGAGCGGCGUGAAGGCGCUCAUGCGCGCGGUCAUCGACAAACAACCCUGGCUCCGCGACCCACUGUGCGUGCGGAUGAAGUGGGACGAGGACGCGUACCAGCUCGCGGAGCAUGGCGGCGGGGAGAAGCUCUGCUUCGCGAUCAUGUGGGACGACGGGAACGUCGUGCCGCAGCCUCCGGUCAUGCGUGCCUUGGAGGCGACGAAGAAGGGGUUGAAGGCCGCUGGGCAUACAGUGAUCGACUGGCAACCCCUCAAGCACCAGGAGUUGUAUGAGAACCUCGCUUCAAUCUGGAUGGCAGGCGCGCUCGCCGACAUCGACGCCGUGACCGCCGCAACCGGCGAGCCCCGCCUCACCUCCAUGAGCCCCGCCGCCUCCGCGCUCAUCGACACUGGCGUGCACUACGGCCCCGGGCUCUCCGCGUACGAGCUCUGGCAGACCCAGCGCCGCCGCACCGUACUGCGCGAGGAGUAUCUUGCGCACUGGCGCGCGACCGCGGCACGCACGGGUACGGGCCGUCCCGUGGACGCCAUCAUUGCGCCCGUCGCGCCGUCCCCCGCCCCGCCGCACGGGAUGACGAAGAUCUCUACGUAUACGGUGGUGUGGAGUUCACUGAACUACACCUGCUGUGCGUUCCCGGUGACCAGCGUCGACCCUGUGCUCGACGCGAAGAGGCCGCCGCACAAGUUCCUCAGCGGAAACGACAAGGAGAACUAUGAACUAUACGACCCGGAGACGUUCAAGAACGCCCCUGUGGGCCUGCAGUUGGUCGGUGGCUCAUACGAAGAAGAGGCCGUCAUUGCGAUGACGGAGCUCGUCGACGCAGCGCUCAAGGCGUCGUCUUGA